This is a messenger RNA of Tetrahymena thermophila SB210, 1140 nucleotides long. Its product is annotated as SPFH domain/band 7 family protein. The transcript is spliced from 2 exons. Lineage: Eukaryota; Ciliophora; Oligohymenophorea; Hymenostomatida; Tetrahymenidae. The record is from RefSeq and is a predicted model, not a curated record. Gene Ontology annotation, cellular component: membrane.
AUGAGCCUUAAAUUUUUUACAAUAGUAAAAGAGUAAUCUGCUUGCAUAGUUGAACGUUUUGGAAAAUAUCAUAAAACUCUUAAUCCUGGAUUACAUUUUCUCAUUCCAAUUAUGGAUAGAAUAUCAUACAAUAUGUCUUUGAAAGAAGAAACAAUUACUGUAGAAAAUUAGCAAGCUAUUACUAAAGAUAAUGUCACUGUAUUAAUUGGAGGAACUUUAUUUAUUAGAAUUGAUGAUCCUUAUAAAGCAUCCUAUAAUGUAGAAAAACCUUUAGAAUCUGUAAAGCUUCUUGCAUUAACAGUAUUAAGAAGUGAAAUAGGUAAAAUCAAGUUGGAUAAACUAUUUAAAGAGCGUCAGGAAUUAAACAAAGCUGUCAAUUAGGCUGUAAAUAAAGCAGCUAAUGUUUGGGGAAUAAACUGCCUAAGAUAUGAGAUUUUAUAAAUAGAUCCUCCCAAUGAAAUUAAAUAGAGUAUGUAGUAUGAAGCUGAGGCAGAAAGAUUAAAAAGAAGAGAAGUUGUUAUAUCAGAAGGAAAGUAAUAAUCUGAAAUUAAUAUUUCUGAAGGUAAGAAAAUUUCAUAGAUCAAAUCAGCUGAGGGAGAUGCUGAAAGUUUAAAAUUGGUUAGUACAUCAGAAGCAGAAGCAUUGAAAUUAGUAGGGGAAGCUUUGGACAGAGUAAAGAAAUAAAAUAGUGUCUCAUAUAUUUUAAUAUAAAACUACUUAAAGAAUUAUGAAAAAACCUUAAGAAAAAGUAAUUUAAUUAUUGCUCCUGAAGGAAAAGUUUCAUCAGAUGGAAAAUCAAAUGGCAAUAAUGACCUUAUUACUGUAGCCGCAAUGUUAAUGCUUAAUAGCACUUCAUAAGGAAGAAAAAUAACUUAAGAUAUUUCAAAUGGAGUUUAAGCUUACGAGAGCUAGUAAAGUAUGAAGUAGCUUUAAAACAACAACUAUGCUUAAUAGAAUAGUCUUUCUGAAUAUCCUGAUUUGAUAUAAAAGAUGAAAUUCUAUGAAGAUCCUAUUCUUUAUUCAUCAGAUGAUGAAGCAAAGAAAAACUAAUAUUAACAAUAAUAGCAAUCAAAAUAGUUUGAUGAUCAGUCUAGUUAUAGAGACGAUUAUAAUGAAAAGCCCUUGAAGAUUAAAGUUUGA